Paramecium sonneborni is the source of this 1438-nucleotide messenger RNA. The record is from the annotation of a GenBank genome assembly. Lineage: Eukaryota; Ciliophora; Oligohymenophorea; Peniculida; Parameciidae.
AUGUUUUAUACUUAUUUUUAAAUAAAAUAAAAAUGUAAAAAAAAGAAUGAAGUAUUGUUAAAUGAUUAAUUAAGUAAUUGAAAAUAAAUUAUAAGAUAAUAAUAAUGAUUCAUUAUUUAUUAUAAUAGUUACGAUGAGUUCAAUAUAAUAUAAAGAGUAAUUUUCAAUAGCUGCUAUUAAGUUUGGAGAAACUCACAGCAAAGAUAAGGCAGAUUUUGUAAAAGGCUUAAGCAUAAUUCAAUGAUCGACAAUAAGAAAUUUAACAGGGCUAUAUUGAAGACUUAAGAUAAUACUGUAAUAUAGUGACAGUUUGUGAAGCAUAAUUAAUCUUAAGUUUAGGAGAGUACGACUUAGGAUAUUUAGGAGAAUUGAUAAAAGUAAUAUUAAAGUGAUAAUCAAGAUUUUAAAUGGAUUUCAUUUAGUAAUCCUGAAUAAUUUAUUAUUAUGGAUUCAAUAAUUCUAAUUGCAUUUAUCUCCACAUCCAAGAAGUGUUCCAUUUGAAUUUUUAAUUUAAUAGAGCAUAAAAGAAAAACAUAAAGUAGCUAAGGUGAAUUAGAGUAGGGCAAGUCUUGAAAUGUCAUAGAUUGGAGAUUUUAUUAGCAAAUUAUCAAUUAAUAGUAGAAGCAUUAUUGAUUCUCAUCCAAGUCCUAAAGAAGUUCCAUAAGGAAUGUAAAUUAUGGAAGAGGAAAAAGAAAAAAUUAGAGAUAAAAUGAAAAAUAAUUAAAAAAUACUUAAAAAAUUAAUAAUAAUGAAAAAUAAGGUUAAUUAAGAAGCAUAAACAAAUAUGACUAGUUUUGAUAUAUUGUUUUUGUAAGAGCAAAAUUAAGAACUUAAAUAAUUAAUUGAUACAACAAGUACAAAUUAUGAAAGAAGAAUAAAAGAGGAAAUUAUUAAGUAUCAAGAAGCUAAAAUAAUUAUGAAAGCAUAGAAGUCUGAAUUAGAUCAUAAAAUAAGUUUGAUUGAAGCUUAAGGAAGUGAAAUAUUGAAAUUAAAGAAUAAAAGAUAAGUAAAUACUUUAAUAAAGAAAUUCAUUUAAAUACCUACAAUUGAAGAGAGGAAUAAAAGAUUUAGUAUAAGUUAAGAUAAAAAUGAUAGAAGCAUAGUAUUUUCGAAUGAAAAAAUUAGAUCUAGUUCUUUACCUAGAAUUGAGAGAAGUUUUGAAAGUUUUAGUAAGAAAAUUGAUUUAUAAAUAUCAAAAAAUUAAAUACCUAAUCAAGAUUGGAAAUACCUUUAUUAAAAAUUAAUGUUACCAUAAGAAUAGAAUUAAUUUAUAAAAGCAUGUUAAUAUGUUGGAUUGUAACAUCCUUCUAAUUUAUUUGAUAAUUAAGAUGAAGGACAAUCGCCAAAAUAUAAUUAAUUCAUAAAAUUAAUUUAAUAAUUAAAAGUAAGACAUUCGUAAUGUAUGCCUAAAUGUGAUCAUUUAAAUUUUUUGUUAUGA